CCGGUAGGGGGCGAUGACGAUAAAGCGAGAGCUUAGGCUGUCGACGUUAAAGCAGGGGAUUGCAGAACUAUGUUUGUGUUGAUACCCCACUCUCCUGAAUUAUUUAUCAAAAAAUAGUUAGGUUAGGCUACGGCAUAAAAUUAAAGGCGUUUAAUUUAAAUAGGAAUGUCGGGGGGUACGCUCUUGGAGAACGCAAACCCGCUUAUCUUUCAGCGGUCUGGGGAAAGGCCGGUUACUCUAGAGGAAGAGGAUGAAAACUUUGCAGAUCCCAUCGAUGACAGGGAGGUUUUCGAUAUCCUUGCUGUUUUACCCACGGACCAAGUUAUGACGCCGAAUGUUUUAGUAUAUGCCGUGUAUCCACGUGAUGCAUAUCAUACUACGUUACACCUUAUCAGGUCCAUAAAUGACCCCGAACAUCCGCUUUCACUCGAGGAGCUCAAUGUUGUGGAGGAGAUGAGAGUUCAUGUCAAUGACCAGGCGAGUACAGUCGGAGUGGAGUUCACGCCCACGAUCCCCCACUGCAGCAUGGCUACCCUGAUUGGCCUGUCCAUCAAAGUCAAACUGCUGAGAUCACUGCCUGAUCGAUUCAAGAUUGAUGUACACAUCACACCUGGAACUCACACUGCGGAGGAAGCAGUUAACAAGCAGCUUGCAGAUAAGGAAAGAGUUGCUGCAGCUUUGGAGAACUCGCAUCUGCUAGAGGUGGUGAACCACUGCCUCAACACCAAGUCAGCGUGACCAUGCCAAGCCUUUUAUUUUUCUCCAAAAUGUCCCCUCUACAGUUUUUUUCUUUUUAUUUGGCACAACUUUUUGAAUUUUGUAUUGUGAAUAAAUAAACUUAACUAUGUUUAUUAACUAAA
Brienomyrus brachyistius is the source of this 860-nucleotide messenger RNA. RefSeq names its product cytosolic iron-sulfur assembly component 2B (gene ciao2b). Gene Ontology annotation, cellular component: cytosolic [4Fe-4S] assembly targeting complex. The transcript has 5 exons. NCBI's taxonomy places the organism in Eukaryota, Metazoa, Chordata, Actinopteri, Osteoglossiformes, Mormyridae. The coding region runs from base 166 to 738 and encodes 190 amino acids. The record is from RefSeq and is a predicted model, not a curated record. Gene Ontology annotation, biological process: iron-sulfur cluster assembly.